CACGAUUUCCCAUUCCUUUCAGUCAAUAUGCAUGGAACAGCAGUUUCUAUCGAAAAUUCCUGAAUAUUUUUCAUAAACACUUUUUAGCAGGUGACCCCACGUCCGUUAAGAGCACGGUGACAGCUGCUGUUCCGUUCGCUGGCCGUGCCUGGCCGAACCCCACCAGAGAAUAAUGCGCACCCCCCGUGUUUUUUGUCCUUGCCGGAGGGUGAACGGGAAUAGCGCGUGUAGGGGCGCCAGACGGGGGGUGCAUGUGGGCGCCAUCUUUCUCUCAAAUGGGGGUCGCAGAGGUUGGAUAGCUCAAAGCGGUGGGGCCUGUGAUGGCAUCUGGACAGAUGCCUCCGGUGGGGCGGGGCCAGUGCUGCAUGCUCUGCUACAGUCCCUUGUAUGGCACUGGACUCAGCAUAUACCACUCCAGGACCUACCAUGCUGAGAAGAGCCUCUAUGCUAAGCUGAUGGAGGUCACAAAUUACACGGCCAGCAUUCCGCAGCUGGUCAGCGACAUGAUGUGCAGCAUCUGCUACACCAUGAUCUCGCAGGCCGACCAGCUGGACAGUCAGCUGAACCACGUGACGGCGCACAUCCGGGCCCUCUUCCACAAGAUGGUGCAGAUCCAGACGGAGGCCGUGCGUCUCAAUCGGGCCGCCCAAGCAGGGCAGGACGCUCCGGCGGCGCCCCCUCGGACCGGCUCCAAUGGCGCCGGCCUGCACCUGCCCGGCCCGCCCGGGCCCGGCCCCGGCCCCGGCGACAAGACCACCCGCCCGCCCGAGCAGACGACGCCCACCAACCUGCAGCUGUUCAAGAAACCAGCCAAAGAGCAGUCUGAGGCGCCGCAGCGAGCGGCCUGGCCCUCCUCUAGCUCGGAGAGCGGUGACGGCGCCGCGCUACAGCCUACCACGGCCGCGUCGCCGGCGCCCGAGCCCGGCGACGAGGGGCUCUUCAACAUCGGCGCCUUCCUGCAGACGGACCUGCGCGAGGUGGGCGGGGAGCCGGCACCGCGCGCGCCCGCGCCCAACGUCGCGCAGACGGGCGACUUCACCGACAAGUUCGUGCAGGGUAUGGAGUCGGACGACGCGUACCGCUACCAGUGCGUGCUCUGUAACAAGCUGGGCGAUUGCGAGGAGGCCAUCCGCCGGCACGUGCGCACCGAUCACCCGGGCGCCGACCGCAUCAGCUUCCCGGCGCCACCGCCGCCGGCCAAACGGUCGCGCGCGUCGGCCGGCGCCGCCAAGCCGGCCAAGAUGGCGCGUUCCAUCACGGCCACGGCACCCGCCAUGGCGCAGAAGAUCGCUGAGCGCGCCUACGUGUGCGUCAGCUGCGACAAGGCGUUCGGCUGCGAGGCGUUCCUGACGCGCCACGUGGAGGCGCAGAAGUGCGGCCAGAUGUUCAGUUGCCAGUACUGCGCCAAGGAGUUCACGCGCUCUGACAAGAAGGUGCGCCACGAGCGCUCGCACACGGGCGAGCGGCCGUUCAGCUGCGAGUUUUGCGGCAAGACGUUCUCGCGCCGCGACAAGUGCACCAAGCACGAGCGCACACACACGCGCUGCCGGCCGUUCGAGUGUCACUCGUGCCGAGAGGUGAUGGGGACGGCGGCCGAGUACACUGCGCACCGGCGACACUGCGGCGACCGCGCCUCGUCGGCCGCUGCCGCCGCCGCUGCGGCGGGGCGCGCCUGGCCGCCGCAGCAGGCGGCCGCCGACGCCUGACGAGCGGCCGACGUCACGGCUGGCGUCACGCGUGACGUCACCCUGACGGGGCGGGUCUGCGCGGUGGAGGGCGCGUACUGCCGGGCUUGGGCUGGUGGCGGCGCGGUGCCCGAGGACUAGCGGCGGUGGUCUGCGUGAGGCGUCUGUUGGCGCGGCAGGUGCACGCUGACACGAGCGGUGGUCUGAUGUUGCCGACCGGUGCCGGGGGCUGUCCGUGGAUCGGAGGCGUCCGGCGUUGUCGUGUGACCGCGAUCCUGCCCGCGGCUGUUCCCAGCUAGUUCCAGGACUGACCUGCUGUAGCACUGGAAGUCCCUUGUGGCGUACCUGAAUGGCAGCAUUACGCGGUAACACAGGUCGACGAGCUUUUCCUGCCCCAGGGUUCCCUCGCAUUCGAUGUCGGUGGCUGUCAUUGAUCGCAUGGGCGCUGGAUGUCAACUUGGGUAACUCGCAGUAGCUCACACGCCAUGAUAUGAAGCACGCUGAUGGUUGGUCUUUCGUUGAGGGUGCCCUGUUCCGAGCAAGAACUUGCAUCGCGUUUCCGUAAAAGACUGCCGAAGCUCACGUAUAAGCCGGGCAGAAAGCUCGUGCUUCUGCGCGAAGCUCUGAAUCGCUUGUAUUAACACGUCUGGAGAGAAAUAAGUGAUCUUCCACUGGACUAGCCCGCGCAUGCCGUGCCAGCUCGUCCGUGCUCCCAUUAUGACCACGAUUUGGAUGAUCGAGGAUCGAAGAUGGGAGUGUGGCCCAGCUCAGCGGCGGCACGGCUCUGCCGGCUCACAGUCGUGUUGGUGGCGUCUGGUCUGGAAGAGCUGCGGCCUCUUUCCCCGGCAGCCACGGUCCGUUGUCGGCCUCAAGCUCGCGGCCCCGGCUAGUAUCGCGCUAGGGCUCCCCGGUGAGCAUUUCUUGUGGCGUGGAACACGUGUUACUGUGCCACCCCUCCCCCUCCCACUCCCCUUCCCUUCCGAUAGAUUGCUCUGAUGACAAGCGGCUUCUGAACGAUUCGUGUACCAACAGGCUGGUGCCGUUGUGUCUGAGUGGGGCGCGGACUCAGACUCCUAGGGCUCCUGGAGCUUCUGGGAUAGGGAAGGGGAUCCCUGGGACGCUCUUUCUGCAGUGGAUAAGUUAUACCCUGUGUGCCCCCCGCCCCCACUCUGGCUUUAAAACGAUUCUGAUGCUUUCACGCCCUGGCAUCGAGCGGGUUCACCUUGCUAUAAGGCGUCUCUCUAAACUGCCCCUAACUUCAGUUGCCUGACGUUUCUCCGCACCACCCCUUUGCGGAUAUGGUACGGUUUAUGAUGUGUGAUAAUCGUGGUCACCAAUGUGUCGAGGCAUCUUAUACUAGAUGAUCUGCACCCAAAUUUUUCCUGGUGAUAGAUGGCCAGGAUUGUGAAAAUGUGCAGGCCUUAGGCCAAAGAACGUCGCGACUCGCAACUGAACGAGCUAGGUAAUGGUCACGCUGUACUAUUUUUGUAUUCAUAAAGUGCCAUUUUGAAGUCAUGAUUUGUACGCUGUACAGUGCCUCUCCAUAUUUUGUAUGACCCGUGUGCAUAAUAAAGUUGGGUUGAUGAUU
Messenger RNA from Pollicipes pollicipes, 3273 nucleotides. RefSeq names its product zinc finger protein 768. Bases 321 to 1706 code for a protein of 461 amino acids. Gene Ontology annotation, molecular function: DNA-binding transcription factor activity, RNA polymerase II-specific; RNA polymerase II cis-regulatory region sequence-specific DNA binding. Gene Ontology annotation, biological process: regulation of transcription by RNA polymerase II. The transcript has 5 exons. NCBI's taxonomy places the organism in Eukaryota, Metazoa, Arthropoda, Thecostraca, Pollicipedomorpha, Pollicipedidae. Gene Ontology annotation, cellular component: nucleus. The record is from RefSeq and is a predicted model, not a curated record.